Molecule: messenger RNA, 3088 nt
Organism: Paramuricea clavata
Lineage: Eukaryota; Metazoa; Cnidaria; Anthozoa; Malacalcyonacea; Plexauridae
Source: the annotation of a GenBank genome assembly
GUUAAAACCUUACUCUUCCACAGUCCAUCGCUAUAUUUAGGUUAAUAUGGGACUGAUCUGCCCGUUCAUGCGUUAGACAUCACUGAUGUUCAGUGAAGAAAAUACCAAUGCAGGGGAAUGGAAAAUCUUCCCGAAAUUGAUGUAAUUGGCGAAGGAGUUAUAUUAAUUCGAAUAAGGUAAAAUAAUGAAACUUUGAAUUACUCUAUCAUUAUAAGUUUGUAUUUACCUCAGAAGUUGAAAACGAAAUAUACAGAAACAAAUGUAGGAUCCAUAAUAGUAUUCAGCCGCUCUCUGCAUGGUUUGAAAUAUGCAAGCUUUCGACUGCCAGUCAGCAGAUUUCAACGGGUAGAUUGUACAAUGGUAAACUAGUCGUUGAAGACUGCAAACUGGCAGUCGAAAGCUUCUAAGAUAAAUAAAUAUUUGAAACGCUUAACCAGAGAGCGUCUGAAUAGUAUUAUAAGUUUAUAACUAAAUGCGUACAAUUGUAAACUUCAUCGUGAUCAGAGUUUUAAAAAUUAUUCAUUUUAUUUUGGAAUUUGGAAUUUAUGUCUUUUAUAUAGCAUAUAUUUAUGGAGAAAUUAUCAUUAUUUAAUGAAUUAAUUAAGGAAAGUAAAGAAUUAUUGUACAUUUUCGGUUUUCUACGUUAUCCGAUGUUAUACACAUGACUGAAUUAUGAUGUGGUGUAACGUAAGCCGAUAGCACUACGAACUGGUCAUAUUUCAGUGACACUAUUAACCUCCCCACUUUGACUAUAAUUCUAGAAGUUACUAUCGCAAGGAAAGUGCUGCCUUAUCCCGCCUUCCAUCAUAUAAGCAUCAUACUGCUAAUUGACCUUAUGCAUAAUGACGUCACAAGGCUUGACGCCCGCGAGGAAUGCUGGUCUUAGUAGUCAUCGCCCGGAAUAAUUAAACAAUUAAAAAUGGCCAGUAUCGAAAUUUUCCCGUGUGAUGACUACUAAGACUAUCACUCCUCGCAGCAGUCGCAGGCAUCGAGCCUUGAGACGUCACUAUACAGUAAAGCCCCACAUAAAAGAACCAGUAGGUUAAAAACCACUACUGAUGAGUCUGUUUUUACAAUUGUGUGUGCCCCACUUUGCAAGAUGGCGUCGCGAACCGCCGAACUCCAAAAAGGCCUAUUGUAUGACUAUAUAGUCCGUAGCGUACCUGAUGACGGAAUGCGUACUUCAAAGCCAAAAGUGAACUUUUACCGUCCAUAGGCAGGACAAGAUAAAUAAAUUUAUGUAUCAUAUCGGAGUAUAAAAUUGUGAUAUGUGUCGCGACAACAGCGCUAUAUAUGUAUACAAUUACCCCUUGGGGAUUCCCCCAAUUAGAAUAAUCACGCAUGCAUGCAUAUCUCAGUUGAAUUAAAACAUCAGGGGUCAAGACUUAAAAGCUGAGGUUGAGGGCCACGAAAGUCGGAAUAAAAUUUGUUAUUGAUACAUUUGCAGGAUUCUAAAUUUUAAUCACGUAUUUGUUUUAAAUUAAUAAUUGUUUUAAUAUGGGAUUUAAAUUAGAAACACUUCAAACUCGAAACGUUGUGCGUUGUGUUGUUAACCUUAUAAUAUUCCUGCUUUUUUACUGAGGUCGUUACUGAAGGAAUCGAUACCGUAACGGUCUCAUAUAUGGGCGAGGUUCAGGCGAGAUCGCGGCUAUUUUUCAAGAUCGUUAAAAUGCGAAAAAAUUAACAACCAUGUACCUAUAACAAUCCUAAAACUUACUCUAAACCUUACCCCAAACCUAACACAAAUCCUACCCUAAUAUUACCCCUAAACUAUAAGCGAACUCUGCAGUUUCAAAAAUGUUAUUUUGAAUCAUCUUCAAACCUCACUAUCCCAUGCAUAUCGUCAUUACUGUUCGCCCAAUUAAGUCUUUAUAAUCUGUCUUGUAAAAUGGUCUAAUUCUCACAGUUUUAUUAAUUUUAGGUUUUUGAUCCGUCACCGGGAUGAUGCGGAAGGUCAUCGACUAGUAAUUUUAAUAUCAAUUGAAUUUGGUUUGGAGCCAACCGGAAAUCCUUCGCAAGAUGACGGUAAGGUAUUAUAUUACUAUUAUUACACUGGCCUGUAGGCCAAGUGUCUUAAAUCCCCCUUUUUCUGGGUUUUUUUUCGUAGUCGAGAAAUCGAGUUUGCGUUAGCUCAUCGCAGGCUCAAGGUGCAACGAUUAAGCCAAAAUGCCAUCGAUUCCCUCGGUUCCAUAAUUUAGAUAGUAUGGUAAUAAGCUCGUAUAUAUGUACGUAAUAGCCGACUCAUGCCAUGCUUGUGGUACAUUUUUCGUUUAUUAGCCCAUACACUUGUACACACGCGUACAAUUCCGAACUCCAAUAGAUUUGCACCAUUAGUCCAUUACGUCUCCCGAAAAGGUCUUUUAUUUUUUGAAAUCUCGUUAUUUUCAGGCCAGUGUGAACGCCUGAGCAGGCGUCUUGUUAGUUUUUGAUACCAUAUCAUAAAAUUGUUUACUAUAUUAAUUCACUUGUCGAAAACUUUGAUAAUUUCGUAGCAGUAUAUAGAUUGCUCGAUCAGGAGAAAUAUUAAUAUUUACGCUGUUACGCCCGGUUAAUAAUACACAAUGUAUGAUAUAUGUCAACAUUAUUCAAGCACUAUGGCAAACUUAGGAUGCAUAUUAUUCCUUGGUUUUGCGUAUUUUUUAUCUAUAUUUGAGAUAUUCCAACAAGCAUUUCUUUACCAUUAUUGCGAAUGGCAAAAUGCAGAAGCGAUAACAUGAACAAAAUAGUAUUCUCAAAUGAUGUUGAAAUUGGAUGAACGUAACAUUUCUUCGCAUAUUAUUUCUUAGAGACGGACCAUUUUCCACAAGAAAUUAUGGAUUUACGUGUGCCCAGGUCAUUGUGACACCGUCGCAGACAUUCUGUGAUACGACAGAUUUUGUAUUGAUAAUUAGUUCAGUCUAUACUUCUAUCAAAUGACUGCCAUAAAAGUACUUUAUUAAUCGUCAAAGACAAUUUAAUUAAUUUAAAAUAAAUGUUCUUAUUAGAAGACGACUUAGUUAUCUAAUACUAUGGAUUUCAUCGAACUGUGUGGCACGUGUCAGCUCGUGUCAAAAUGCCGUUUGUGUUUUCAGUAGAAAAUGUGUAUUAC